AAAUUUUCUAGAAUAAGAAAUGGAGAAAGAUCCAGCAGCUGUAGCAGGUGGAGGGGUUGUAGUUGAGCUUGACCAUGCUAUUGGAUAUUCAGGAAAAAUCGUUAAUUCUGUCCAUCUUCAUCCUAAUGCGAAUGACUAUGUCCUUAUAGCAGGAGCAAGCAUCAUUGUUGGGGACAUUAACGAUCCUCAUAAUCAACAUUUUCUUAGAGGUCAUGAUGAUCAAAUCACAUGUUUAGACCUUUCUUGUAAUGGAAAAAUGAUUGCAUCAGGGCAGAAAGGAGAUAACUCAGACAUUCUUAUCUGGGACUAUGAAAGUAAGAAAGCAGUUUUUAGAUUAUCAGAACAUGACAACCAGGUUGAUUGCUUACAUUUCUCUCAUGAUGACAUGCUUCUCAUCUCUUCUGGAGAUCAGUUAGAUGGGAAGUUGUUUAUUUGGGAUACUUCAAAUGGAUAUAUUGUAACUUCAAUGCAGCUUCUUCCCACAGUUAUCUCUGAAGCUCCCAACUGUAUUAGUUUUGGAGGAUUUGUAAAAGAUAUUAAGCUUAGAGAAACUUCAAGUUAUCAAUUUGCUACUUCUGGAAGUAAGAAAUUGAUGCUGUGGUCUCUUGAGCCAAGUACCGGAAACUUAGAAUACGAGCUAGUCUCAACAGGAACAUUCAUUAGAGAUUACAUCUGAUUCGCAUUUGGAAAGCCUAAAGAAGAGUAUCUCUUUGCAGGAACAAAGAGCGGAGACUUUGUGUCAUUCCAGAUCAAACAUAAACUUCUUGUAUUUGUCCAAAAUGUUUGUGCUCAAGGAGUCACAUGUAUUUCAGUAGUUACAGAAGACAAAGUGUGCUGUGGUGGAGGAGAUGGUACCUUAGCUCUCUAUCAUGUUGAUGGAAAGUUCUGUCAAGAACUUCUCAAAACAACUCUAGCAGGAGGUAUCAACGGCUUAUCAUCCUCUGAAGAUGGAAUCCAAUUACUUGUCUCUACUGAUAGGGGGUUCAUUUAUAGAGUCAGAGUGUCAGACUUCUCUUGAAUGCUCUUAGGAGAAAACCAUAUCUCUGAUGUUUUGCAAGUAUCUUUCAUGGAUGGCAUUUCUGAUAAGUUUGCAACAUGCUCAGAAGACACAACUAUUCGUCUUUGGGAUUCUAAUGACUAUUCAGUCUAUGCUAGAUGUGCUGUUUUGGCUGGAGGCCACCCAACUUGUUGCAGUUUUACUGAAGAAGUAGUGAUUUCAGGGUGGUCAGAUGGCAAAAUCAGGUCGUUCCGAACUGACAACUGUGAAUUAUUAUGGGCGAUCGAUAAUGCACAUAAGAACGGUGUUACAACUUUGUGUAUCAGCCAUAAUUUUAAAUUCCUUGCAACUGGUGGAUAUUCCGGAGAUGUAAGAGUUUGGGAGAUAAGAUCAAGAGAACUGAUCUCUCAUCUCAAAGAGCAUACCAGCACUGUUACAAAAGUAGAGGUUCUAGAAGAUGAUAUUCAUCUUUUGUCCUGUGCUAGAGAUAAAGCAAUUUUAUGCUGGGACCUCAAGAAUGAAAAGAGACUUUCUAACCAUACUCAAAGAAUGGGAGGAAUUAACGGUUUCUCGUUCAAUCCAGAGAACCAAAACAAGGUGCUCUCAGUUGGUCAAGAAAGAAAGGUAACUUAUUGGGAUCUCUCGAAGAGCGAAGCAGAAGGAGUAGUAGAUACUUCCUCAAAUCCUAGCGAGAGUGAUGAACAAUUUUCUAUUGAUAUCUCAAAGGAUGGAAGAUACUUCGUUACUGGAGGAUCUCUUGGAAUUUUAAGAAUCUGGGAUUACACGGAAGGAAAAAUUGUGAGUGAGCAAGCUGGCCAUUCUAAUACAAUCACCUCUGUAAGCUUCACUCCAGAUGGUAAACAAGUUAUCUCAACUGGAAGAGAUGGACUUGUUCUUGUGUGGAACGUAUUCACUUAAAAGG
Messenger RNA from Moneuplotes crassus, 1919 nucleotides. The record is from the annotation of a GenBank genome assembly. Lineage: Eukaryota; Ciliophora; Spirotrichea; Euplotida; Euplotidae.